CAAGCCACAGUCUGCCUCCUCUGAGACACAUUAAUCCACACGGAAGAGGACUAAAUCUGUUGGACUGAGCACCGGACUACAAUAAAAUCUUUUUUUGUUUCCUCUGCAUGAGAUUGGAUGAAGCGUCUGUUUGAGACUUUAAAUUGAGGGAUAUCUCAAAGUAAAGCCGGAUUGGAACACGGAGAAGAAUUAAGCCUGGAGUUAUUAAUGUGCAAAUAAUAGUAAUAAUUUAGUUAAUAAUUUUUCAGACGGACUUUUAUUUUUAUUAUUUCCCCCUCCAGAGUGAAACCAAUGCGCGCAGAGAGAUGCAUCUGGGCAAGGCGCUGCUGCUCGUCCUCCUCCUCCUCCUCCACUGCGCGACCCUGAGCUCCCCUCUGUCCACUUGCGCCACCGUGGACCUGGACUACGUGAAGAGGAAGCGGGUCGAGGCCAUUCGGGGCCAGAUCCUGAGCAAGCUCCGGCUGACGAGCCCCCCGCACUCCCUGGGACCGAACAAGGUCCCGUACCAGAUCCAGGCGCUGUACAACAGCACCAAGGAGCUACUGGAGCAGCUGGGGAGGGAUCGGAAGCAAAGCUGCGGUCAGGACAACACAGAGACUGAGUACUAUGCCAAAGAAAUCUACAAGUUCAACCUGCUGUACGGGCCGCCUGAGAGCAAUGAUCUGUUCUACUGCCCUAAAGGCAGUUCGAAGAUUUUCAGAUUUAACGUCGCCGCCAUGGAGAGAAACUCCACCAACCUCUUCAGAGCAGAGUUUCGGGCCCUGAGGCUCCCAAACCCAAGUGCCAAAAGGAACGAGCAGCGGAUUGAGCUCUACCAGAUCCUGCGGCCAAACGAACACAUCAGGAAGCAACGUUACAUCGGAGCGAAGAACGUUCUGACCCGAGGUUCUGCAGAAUGGAUCUCCUUUGAUGUGACUGACACGGUGCGGGAGUGGCUGAUAAACAGAGGAUCCAAUUUGGGUUUGGAAGUCAGCGUCCACUGUCCUUGCAAUAACUUUGGCCCAAAUGGCGAAACCUUCGACAACGACAACAAAGUGCUGGAGGUGAAAUUUAAAGGUGUUGAUGGAGAGGAGGAGUACAGCCGCUUGGAUCUGGACAACCUGAAGAGGAAUAAGGAGCAUCUUCCUCACCUCCUCAUCAUGAUGAUCCCACCUCAUCGCCUGGAGACUCAGUCCACACACCGACGCAAAAGAGCGCUGGACACAAACUACUGCUUCUCAAACACAGAGGAGACCUGCUGUGUUCGCCGCCUCCACAUAGAUUUCCGGCGUGACCUGGACUGGAAGUGGAUCCAUGAGCCGAGUGGGUACGACGCCAACUACUGCUCGGGGCCCUGCCCUUACCUGAGGAGCUCAGAUACGACGCAUAGCUCGAUGCUGAGCCUGUACAACACUCUGAAUCCAACCGCCUCUGCCUCCCCCUGCUGCGUUCCUCAGGACCUGGAGCCCCUUACUAUACUCUACUACUCUGGACGGACCCCUAAGGUGGAGCAGCUCUCCAACAUGAUUGUCAAGUCCUGCAAAUGUAGCUGAAAGGACACCCUGAGGACAGGUUGUAUGGUGGGAAUAUAGCAGACCCAACCCAUGUGCUAAGUUUUUUAAUUUUAUUUUUAUUUUUUUGACUCUGAGCUGUGACGUAAACUGACCCUGUGGCUUCAUGGCUGUGUUUUGAUUUUUGGGAGGUUUUUUGGAACGACAAACUCUGGAGAGGAGCAUAUUUUUAAAGACUAAUUAAGAUCAUCUUCCUUUUACCAGCUAUAUUUUUUACUUCCCCUCAAGUCAAGCCUGAAUGAGAAGUAGUUAUUUUUUUCUUUUUACUUAAACCCACUAUGAAAAACAAAAAUAAAGAAUGUCUAAGUACUUGUAUUUAUAUGAAGGGAGCUCGGUGGUGUGGUCUUGUAAUCCUGAGGCUCAUGGGAGUCUAACAGACAACAACCUUUGUUAACAUUGAUUCUCAAAGAUCAACAACCUGCAACAAAAUAAAAAUCAAAACCAUAUUUAAGCUAAAUUAAAUCGUCUAUAAAGUCA
Molecule: messenger RNA, 2027 nt
Organism: Austrofundulus limnaeus
Lineage: Eukaryota; Metazoa; Chordata; Actinopteri; Cyprinodontiformes; Rivulidae
Product: transforming growth factor beta-3
Exons: 7
Coding region: 306-1532 (408 amino acids)
Biological process (GO): transforming growth factor beta receptor signaling pathway; regulation of cell population proliferation
Cellular component (GO): extracellular region
Molecular function (GO): transforming growth factor beta receptor binding; growth factor activity; cytokine activity
Source: RefSeq, a predicted model, not a curated record